Molecule: messenger RNA, 756 nt
Organism: Hirundo rustica (Barn swallow)
Lineage: Eukaryota; Metazoa; Chordata; Aves; Passeriformes; Hirundinidae
Product: WD repeat and SOCS box-containing protein 2-like
Exons: 2
Biological process (GO): intracellular signal transduction
Molecular function (GO): protein binding
Source: RefSeq, a predicted model, not a curated record
GCUCCUGAGGAUCUGGGCCUUGGAGUUUCGGUCUCCGGUGGCCUUUGCCCCCAUGACCAACGGUCUGUGCUGCAUGUACUUCCCACACGGAGGAUUCAUUGCCACAGGGACCAGGGAUGGCCACGUCCAGUUCUGGACAGCCCCGAGGGUCCUCUCGUCACUCAAGCACUUGUGCCGCAAAGCCCUGCGCACUUUCCUCACCACCUACCAGGUGCUGGCGCUGCCCAUUCCCAGGAAGCUGAAGGAAUUCCUCACUUACCGGACUUUUUAAGGCAGCAGGGAGAGCAGAGGCACGGAGGUGAGCCCCGGGGCUCGGCCUGGGCCGGCGGCGCCGCAGGAACGCCGAGCCGUGAGCCAGGAGCGUUGCUGCUCCCCUGGUUUUGGGGCUGUGGAGGGCUUUUUUCGGUGUCAUAAUACAAAAACCCAGCAAAAUCCCACGCAGAGGGUGAGCGGCGGAGCUGCGGUGGCCCCGCGGGGGACACGGGUGGGACACAGGUCCCCCUGUCCCCUGCUGCCUGCUGGGGCUGGGUCAGGUGCUUCUGCUUCCGAGUGCAAUGGUGUGGGAUGACGGUGGGACAGCUGCUGUGGGAGCAGAGCUGUUGUCACCUGCACAAAUACGGGGCUAAACCCCGCAAAACACCCACCUGGGAACGUCCCUCCGUCCCGGUGGAGCGUGGGCUCUGCCGCUCUCCCAGCGAGGGCAGGAGCGGGAUGAGCCCGAGCAGGUCUCAAUAAAUAAAAAUUGAUUCCUCAUGA